This is a messenger RNA of Cucurbita pepo subsp. pepo (vegetable marrow), 1154 nucleotides long. RefSeq lists its product as uncharacterized. The record is from RefSeq and is a predicted model, not a curated record. Lineage: Eukaryota; Viridiplantae; Streptophyta; Magnoliopsida; Cucurbitales; Cucurbitaceae.
AUUCCACGCCAUUAUUCGAUAUCACUGUUCACCAAUCACACCCAAGUAAACGCCUUCCCCUCUGUUUCAGUUAAUUGCUUUUUUUCGCGAUCUGGACAACUCACCCUUUCAUCGGAAGGUCACGAUUUGAGUUAAAUUUUGGUUCCGUUAUGUUAUAUGUAACCUCCCCCUUUUUUUUUUCUUCAAUUUUUCUUUUUGGGUUUUGGAGGGGAUUUUAUUUUCUUGGGAGUUCUAUCUGUUCUUCGUAGCUUUGUUUGGUUAAAGUUUUAGAUCGGGGGUUUUACUUUUUUGAGACGGGUUUUUUGUUGGGGUUGCUGGGCUCAUAAAUUUUGAACCCGUGAGCGUUGACCCAGUUGCGGAAUCUCAGUUUUGAGUCGCUGAAUUGUGUUCUUAUUAUAUUGGGGGUUUUACAAAAAGUGGAUUUCUGAGAUGGUUCGAUUUAGAAAUCCAAAAUCUAGGUCGGUUUUUUGGGGUUGUUUAUAGGGCAAAUUUCCGAUUGGAUUUAUACUGCGAGUUUCAAGGUAUGGGCGGCGAUUCUAGGGCUGUUAAUGGCUACGAUGAGAGGUCUGUGGACUCUGCGGCGGCGGGAGAAGUUGGCGAUCAUAGAAACGGCGAAGAUGACAGUGAAUCGAAUGCUCUAUUGCCGCCGCGGCGCGGCGGAAUGUCGAGGAAAUCGAAUAAGCCGAGGAUGAAAGUCCGGUGGAAUGACAGUAAUGGUAAUAACCUAGCGGAGAUUUUGGAGUUUCAACCGAGCGACGUGAGCGAUUCCGGGGACGAGGAGUCUGAUUCUUGCAGCUGUAUGAUUAUGUAGAUUAUUACAUCAAAUAUUAGUGUAUGACGACGAGAACAAUGUCGUUUCUUUACGACGAAACUGAUAAUAAUUGGCAAUGUUUCUGACUGUAUAACGGAUUGCUUUGGUACUACGACGACUGAUAGAAGAGUUCAAAGAUCGACUGAUUAAUAUGUCGUUUCGUUACGCCUUGUGGUUUCUGGCGAUGUGUCGGAGUUGUUUUUCGAAUUUGUAAGAUCACCUUCCUGGUGAUAUGAUGUAUGGAUGAUGCUGAUAUUGACAUUAUGAAAUCACAGAUUAGUUGAGCUUUUGACAGUGCAGAAUGAUGUAUUAUGUAAUGCAAACACUUUGGAAUUUUUUUUUU